AUGCCGUCCAGUACUGACGAGGCGCAAGCGCUCGGCCAUUCAGAGUUUUGGGACCAACGGUACGCAAAGGCCGACGGAACCAAGCCAACACAUGAGUGGUUUCGCGCUUUCGAGGACUUAGAGCCGUUCUUCAAGAAGCAUCUGUUCGACAAGACGAAGGAGGAGGGGAAGGAUGGCAAAAUUCUUCACUUGGGCAGCGGCGAUAGUACCGUCCCAUACGAUCUCCUAAAGCGGGGCUACACGAACCAGCUCUGCAUUGACUUUUCCUCAAUAGUCGUCGAUCUGAUGAAAUCGCGACACUCAGAUGAACCUCAAGUAGAGUGGACAGUUGGUGAUGUACGGGAUAUGAAAGGUAUCGACAGCAACUCUGUGGAUGUCGCCUUUGACAAAGGCACACUGGAUGCCAUGAUCUACGGCAGUCCAUGGAGCCCACCCGAGGAGGUUAUGGAGAAUAGCGGCAGAUAUCUCAGUGAGGUCUGGAGGGUAUUGAAAGAUGACGGCGUCUUUCUCUACAUCACAUACCGCCAGCCACACUUCAUCAAGCCUAUCCUGAACCGGGACAACGAGUGGGAUCUUGAGAUGGAAAUCAUGGGUGGAGGCGACACUUUCCAGUACUUUGGUUUCAUCCUGAAGAAGUACACCGCAAGCGCGAAAUGA
This is a messenger RNA of Alternaria novae-zelandiae, 657 nucleotides long. RefSeq lists its product as uncharacterized. The record is from RefSeq and is a predicted model, not a curated record. Gene Ontology annotation, molecular function: S-adenosylmethionine-dependent methyltransferase activity. NCBI's taxonomy places the organism in Eukaryota, Fungi, Ascomycota, Dothideomycetes, Pleosporales, Pleosporaceae. The coding region runs from base 1 to 657 and encodes 218 amino acids. The transcript has 3 exons.